Molecule: messenger RNA, 1218 nt
Organism: Carcharodon carcharias (great white shark)
Lineage: Eukaryota; Metazoa; Chordata; Chondrichthyes; Lamniformes; Lamnidae
Gene: cldn19
Product: claudin 19
Exons: 5
Coding region: 230-898 (222 amino acids)
Biological process (GO): cell adhesion; bicellular tight junction assembly
Cellular component (GO): bicellular tight junction; plasma membrane
Molecular function (GO): structural molecule activity
Source: RefSeq, a predicted model, not a curated record
GUCUUUUUGUUACUGAGAAAUUUAUGACCUGACUCUGGUGUUUCAAACUGCCUGCUGCUGGCCAGAACACAAAAUCCGUUAUCAAUCUCUGGGGCAUUUCGCACCAUUACCCUAUCUCCUAAUUGAAGUUCCCUCCGUUUGAUCACGUUGAUGAGACCCUGCACGCCCUGGAGACUGAUCCCUUGACUGGAGAGUUUGAAACUUGGGGGAACAGGAUUAGGAAUUCGCCAUGGCAAAUUCAGGGUUUCAGCUGCUUGGCUAUUUCUUGGCGCUGGGAGGAUGGGUCGGGAUUAUUUCUACCACGGCGCUGCCCCAAUGGAAACAGUCUUCGUAUGCCGGGGAUGCGAUUAUCACCGCCGUGGGGCUGUACGAGGGUCUGUGGAUGUCCUGCGCCUCACAAAGCACCGGACAAGUUCAAUGCAAAGUGUAUGACUCAUUGUUGCUACUGGACGCCCACAUCCAGGCAUCCCGGGCCCUGAUGAUUGUUUCAGUUGUCCUUGGCUUUAUUGGCAUCAUUGUUAGUGUCGUGGGAAUGAAGUGCACAAAAGUAGGAGACAAUAACCCACUCACCAAAAGCAGAGUUGCAGUCUCAGGAGGGGUGCUUUUUCUCAUGGCUGGACUCUGCACCCUGGUGGCGGUAUCCUGGUAUGCAACUAAAGUUUCAAACGAAUUCUUUGACCCUUUAACGCCGGUCAAUGCCAGGUAUGAGUUUGGUUCAGCCCUGUUUGUAGGGUGGGCAGCUGCAAGCCUCACUAUUCUGGGAGGAUCUUUCCUCUGCUGUUCCUGUUCAAACGAAGAAAGGAGGGGCCAAUCAUACUACAGAUCGUCUCAGCCAUCCACUGUCAAAGAGUCACAUUUUAAGAAAACAACAUCUGUGAAGGGGGAGCAGUAUUUGUAGCAAGGCAGUGCACUGAGAUUCUGUAACGUCACAAAUGUCUGAGUCCUUCACAUGAGCCAUCUUUUUGUAAAAAACAAAUAAUUGUAAAGCUCUGUUUCUUUUCUGAGAACCUACUUAGACUCUAGAGCAAUGUGCAGGAUAUUAUGCAGCCCAGACCCAUUCCAUCUCCACGGUUGUUUAUUUUGGGGUCUGGUAUUAGAACUCAAUUGUACAUUCAUUCCCUGAUUAUAUAAGAUUGUAUUUUCGUGUGUACUGAAUGUCGCUAAUUCAGCUGUUGUACUGGAUGCUGAAAAAUGUUUUCUUUUAAUAAAGGCAAAUUA